CCUUGAUUCAUUAUUUCGAAUUACGCAACGGUGUUCAUGUUUAUCCGGAAGUGACGUCAGCAGGUCUCGCGGAGUUUUUUUUGGGUUGUAUUCACACUGGUUGUGUUCAGGAUGGUGAUCAAGGUUGUUUACUGGGAUAUUCGUGGGCUUGCUCAGCCCAUUCGCCUGCUGUUAGAGUACACUGGUGCUGAAUGGGAGGAUAAAUUCUAUUCCUGUGGUGAAGCUCCUGAUUAUGAUAAAAGCUGCUGGUUCAAUGAGAAAGCCAAGCUUAAAAUGGACUUUCCUAAUCUGCCCUACCUUGAGGAUGGAGAGAGGAGGAUAGUGCAGAGUAACGCCAUAAUGAGAUACAUUGCCCGCAAACACAACCUCUGUGGCGAGACUGAGGAUGAGAAAAUCAGAGUGGAUAUUUUGGAGAAUCAGGCAAUGGACUUCCGCAAUGGUUUUGUCAUGCUCUGUUACCUAGAUUUUGAUAACAAAAAGCAGGGCUACUUGGAUGCACUUCCAGGAGUUCUGAAGAAGUUCUCUGAGUUUUUGGGAGAGAGGAAGUGGUUUGCUGGUGAUAAGAUCACAUUUGUGGACUUCAUCAUGUACGAAUUGUUGGACCAGCACCGCAUGUUUGAGCCCAAAUGCCUGGACAACUUCAAGAACCUCAGAGAUUUACUGGACAGAUUUGAGGCACUUGACAGGAUCUCAGCCUACAUGAAAUCCAGCAGAUUUAUGAAAACACCUGUCAACAACAAGAUGGCAAAGUGGGGAAACAAGAAGGAAUAAAAACAGUGGCACUUUUCUGGUGAUAGUACUUUGAAGUACUGCUCUGUAGUUGAUGUUACUGGAGUUUUUGCCAUGUAAUGUUCUAAAUCACCUUAAAAAGCCUUAAAAUGCAUUAAUCUUUUUGAUAUGAAUAAAAACAAGCAGAGCACUUAUUAUGAGUUGUUUAUAGCUGUGAUGAUUUUGUUUACUACUUUUAAAGAGUGAUGCAUUGUGCUCCAUUCUUAUUUUCACUCAAUAAAGAAAUUGUAACAAUUGGCAA
This is a messenger RNA of Hemibagrus wyckioides, 1030 nucleotides long. Its product is annotated as glutathione S-transferase Mu 4-like. Gene Ontology annotation, biological process: glutathione metabolic process. NCBI's taxonomy places the organism in Eukaryota, Metazoa, Chordata, Actinopteri, Siluriformes, Bagridae. The transcript is spliced from 8 exons. The coding region runs from base 112 to 771 and encodes 219 amino acids. The record is from RefSeq and is a predicted model, not a curated record. Gene Ontology annotation, molecular function: glutathione transferase activity.